Molecule: messenger RNA, 453 nt
Organism: Parnassius apollo (apollo)
Lineage: Eukaryota; Metazoa; Arthropoda; Insecta; Lepidoptera; Papilionidae
Source: the annotation of a GenBank genome assembly
AUGCCUAAACGGUGUGCAUUGGGAUGUUCAAACAAGACUUCCUAUCAUCAAUUUCCACAUCCAGAAAAGAAUCCUGACCGUUUCAAGGCUUGGGUUCAUAUAGCUGGUGGGAAGUUAGAUAGUCCUGCUGAUUAUGAACUGUAUAGAAAGAAGGUCAUCUGUGAUAUCCAUUUUACAGACAGGGAUAGAAACCGUAAUAACCGGUUGAAUUUUCUAGCUGUGCCAUCACUUCAUCUUCCUGGCAAGUCUGAUGAAGUUGUUACUUCAGAGAAAAUUUUACUUGUACCUGAACCUGUGAAUGUAGAAAGCAGCCUUGCUGCAUUAAAACCGACACUAACAGGCAAGUCUAACGAUGAUGAUACUUCAGAGAAAGUUUUACUAAUACCUGAACCUGUGAAUAAAGAAAACAGCCUUGCUACAUUAAAAUCAACACAUCAUAUGUACUGUCUGUGA